AUGGUGGCCCGCUCGCCCGCUCGGCAAGGAGGCGGCGACGGACGCCGCUGGCCGCGGCCAGCCGCCUGGCUGUGGCUGGCAGCGACGCUGGGCGCCGUGUGGCCGCCGCGGGGCUCGCUGGUGCAGGGCCGGCGGCUGAUCUGCUGGCAGGCGGUGCUGCAGUGUCAGGGGGAGCCCGAGUGCAGCUACGCUUACAACCAGUAUGCCGAGGCGUGCGCCCCGGUGCUCCUGCAGCUGCCGCCGGAGGGAGGCGGCGCAGACGGAACAGCGGCCGCUGCAGGCUCAGCCGUCUCCUCCAGGCGGCGGUGCCCAAGCCACUGCAUCGCGGCCCUCAUCCAGCUCAACCACACCCGGCGCGGCCCGGCGCUGGAGGACUGCGACUGCGCGCAGGACGAGAACUGCCGCGCCACUAAGCGUGCCAUCGAGCCCUGUUUGCCCCGCACUAGCAGCCCGAUGCCCGGCGGCCCCGGCGGCGGCGCUGGCGGCGGCCCCGGGGUUAUGGGCUGCACGGAAGCGCGGCGGCGUUGCGACUGGGACAGCCGUUGCAGCCAGGCGCUCAACCGCUACAUGACCUACUGCGGGAAGCUGUUUAACGGGCUGCGUUGCACGCCGGAGUGCCGCGCCGUCAUCGAGGACAUGCUGGCCGUGCCGAAGGCCGUGCUGCUCAACGACUGCGUUUGCGACGGGCUGGAGCGGCCCAUUUGCGAGUCGGUCAAGGAGAACAUGGCCCGCCUCUGCUUCGGCGCGGACAUGGGCGGCAACGGUGCCGGCAGCAGCGGAGGCUCGGACGGCGGGCUAGAGGAGUACUACGACGAGGACUACGAGGAGGAGCUGAGCCAGAAGGGGAGGGACGACGUGGAGGACAAUGCGGGCUCCGAGCCUGGGUUCCCUGUGCAGGGAAAUAACGCCGGCCGGCCUGCUGCCGCGGCUUGGGUGCUGCUGGUCUCCAUCUUGCUUCCCCUGCUGCCGCAGCUGUAG
This is a messenger RNA of Indicator indicator, 978 nucleotides long. It is a transcript of the gene GAS1, whose product is annotated as growth arrest specific 1. Gene Ontology annotation, biological process: negative regulation of mitotic cell cycle. NCBI's taxonomy places the organism in Eukaryota, Metazoa, Chordata, Aves, Piciformes, Indicatoridae. The coding region runs from base 1 to 978 and encodes 325 amino acids. The transcript has a single exon. The record is from RefSeq and is a predicted model, not a curated record.